Messenger RNA from Cervus elaphus (red deer), 1078 nucleotides. RefSeq names its product cancer/testis antigen 55 (gene CT55). Bases 137 to 862 code for a protein of 241 amino acids. The record is from RefSeq and is a predicted model, not a curated record. Lineage: Eukaryota; Metazoa; Chordata; Mammalia; Artiodactyla; Cervidae. The transcript is spliced from 5 exons.
UGGGCGGUGCAGAGAGGCAGGCACGGCCUCUGGGCAGCGGCUGUGAUCAGAGUGCGGCUUGGAGGCAGAGGAUUAGACAGAAGCAAGCCUCGUGCCCACUGUCACGCGGAGCCCAGGCCGCCCUGACUACAGGACUAUGCUCCGGUUUAUUUCCAGGGCUCUUGCCUUUUGGAGGAAGGUGGACUCGUCGGAAGCAGAGAGGGCGCAGCAUCAGAGGCUCCUGGAAGGUCACACCAAGUCAAAAACUGUGCAAGGAGUCGUGACAAAGUUCUGUAGUAACUAUGGCUUGAUCGAUGAGUUGAUCUACUUCAGCAGUGAUGUUGUGACUGGCAAUGUGCUCCUGAAAGUUGGGCAAAAGGUUACUGCAGUUGUGGAGGAAAAUGAAACAUCUCAUGGAUUGAAAGCAAUCAAAGUGGAUGCUUUCUGUGAUAAUAGCCACGGUGAUGAACUGCCAGACUCCUGUACUAGAAUCUCACUUGGCUGUAUGAACUCUCUGAUGGAAGGUGUUGAGUUCAUUUAUCACACAGCUUACUUCUCUCUAGAUAUUGUUUGUAAAGAUUUUGAACCUUAUCAGGGUGACCGAGUAGAAGUUGUAUUUUCCAUCCAGCCAGACGCACAAAGCAGAAAGGCCCUCUCAGUGAAGCCUCUGAGACACAAGCACGUGCACAAGGUCUGCAUUACUAGCCUGCAGGGAAGAAAUGGGGUGCUAGAUGAUACUAUCUUUUUCACCCUGGAAUCUCUGAAACUUCCUGAUGACUACGUACCUCGAGUAUCUGACAUGGUCGAUGCAAUCGUGGUGGAGAGUGUUCAGUCCAGCUAUGUUUGGAGAGCAAUUUCUAUGACUCUAGUGAAAAGGGGGUAAUAAGAAAGCAAUGUUUUUAUUCCCUGUGCAUCUUUUCUUCUCUUGGCAGUAAAAGGCUUGGUUUAAAUGUAUUCUGGAAAAAAAAUAGCUUAGUAAACCUCAACAGUUAAUUCAAAGACAACCUUUAAAAUCUUCUGUGGUCUAACUAAAUGGAAUGCAUCUUCUGGAGGGUGUUUAGCAUUUUUCAUUAUUGAUUAAAGACAUUUUCAUCUUCAU